AUGCGUAGUAAUACGUCAUUGAAAUUAAAUGGACGUUACUUUUAUUGGUUAGAGUCUUCACGAUUAUCAUGUAUCGGAGGGUACAGAACUACAGUAGUCGAGAAGGUUGCGAGGAAGUGCCGGGAACCGUCUGGGAG
Molecule: messenger RNA, 137 nt
Organism: Funneliformis mosseae
Lineage: Eukaryota; Fungi; Glomeromycota; Glomeromycetes; Glomerales; Glomeraceae
Source: the annotation of a GenBank genome assembly